Molecule: messenger RNA, 1289 nt
Organism: Cylas formicarius (sweet potato weevil)
Lineage: Eukaryota; Metazoa; Arthropoda; Insecta; Coleoptera; Brentidae
Product: myb/SANT-like DNA-binding domain-containing protein 3
Exons: 3
Coding region: 342-863 (173 amino acids)
Source: RefSeq, a predicted model, not a curated record
UUCAUAGUCGAACGCCAGCGAAUCGCCGAAAACAACCGCUCGCUGGUAAUGUUUCCGGCGAGCGCCUGCAUGAAGAAAGAAAAUUUUGGUCUUUUCAUAGACAGUCGCCAGCGCAUCGCUGGCGGGCGAAGAGGAUGGCGCAUAUUCAGCGAUUCAAUUUUGUUUACAUUUUUUAUGGUUGUGUUGAAAUAUAUGGGUCUUGAUGUUCCUCUUUUCGUUAUGGUCAUAAUACCUAAUGCAUCGAAAAAUUUCUAAAUAAAAUCAGUUAGUCGACGAUAAUCGUUCUAGGACGAACCAGUCAUUUUAAAAGUUUUCAGUUUUGUUUUAAUUUUUAUGCAAUUAUGGCAGUUCCUUAUACUCGAGAAGAUAAAGAAGUAUUGGUCCACAUUAUAAAAAAAUACCAUAUCAUUGAAGAUAAGCGAACAGAUGCAUCAACAAUUAAGAAAAAGAAUGCGGCAUGGGCCAGCGUUACAGACGACUUUAACGCAAGUCGAACUACAGAAAAGCGCACUAGUGUUCAAUUAAAACGUUGUUGGGAUAAAAUUAAAAGAAAACGCAAAGAAGAAUUAGCUGAGGAACGACGUUCGAGAAUGCUUACAGGAGGUGGUGAAUCCAUGCCUGAUAAAAUUUUAAUUCCUGGUGUUGAUGAAGUUGUUCCGCAUUUAACGGAACAUGUGGAAAAUCCUUUUGAUUCAGAUGGCAAAUUUGAAUCAGCAGAAAAAGAUUAUACAAUUCUAGAUAUAUCCGAACCUUCACAUACAAUAACAAAAGACCAGUCAUCAUUACCAGAAGAUAAUAAUGCACCAUCCACAUCCUCCACCAUCCAGAUAAAAUCUGUUAGCCAGCGAUUCUAUUUCUCGUAAAAGGCUAUAUCCGGAUGAGAAAAAAAUAUUACAAAAUAUUACAAAGCAAAAAGAUAAAGUUGUUUUUGCUAAAUCGAGUGGGGACUUGAAUGCUCUUUUUAAGGAGAGGAUUGUUAAUGCCAAAUUAGAAAGACAGCAUUUAAUAGACAUCCACGAAAUAAACAAACAAGAAGCUAUUGAAAAAAGAGAAGAGGCGAAAAUUAGAAGGCAAAUAGCGGAAGUGGAGUUAUCAAUAAAAAGGGAGGAAUUACGUCAACUUUUAUUAAAAAACGAUUAAUUUAUUAUCAAUUUAUUAAUUAAAAAAUUAUUCUAAAUUAUAUUAAGUAAUGCCUAAUUGUUAAUAUGCCAUAUAUUUUAGUAAUAAAGUUAGAUUUGGUUAGUUAAUAGGUUUCAAUAUAGUUAUAUAUGUAUAAUAGCAUAAUAUAA